This is a messenger RNA of Anneissia japonica, 4854 nucleotides long. Its product is annotated as BRCA2-interacting transcriptional repressor EMSY-like. The record is from RefSeq and is a predicted model, not a curated record. Gene Ontology annotation, biological process: regulation of DNA-templated transcription. The transcript has 23 exons. NCBI's taxonomy places the organism in Eukaryota, Metazoa, Echinodermata, Crinoidea, Comatulida, Comatulidae. Gene Ontology annotation, molecular function: protein binding. Bases 176 to 4033 code for a protein of 1285 amino acids. Gene Ontology annotation, cellular component: nucleoplasm.
CAAUUAUCUAUUCUGUUGUUGUUCUGUCACCAACGGACGCACGACCCGCCACUGCAUUGUGGAUGGUUGGCCGGAUUCAAUCGUAUUCGUAGUGUAAAGAAACAUAAAAUAUUUUUUUGAAAGUUGUAUUACUUGUAUGAAUGAAUCUUACUGAAAGCUAAGAUUGAUUGAAACCAUGGUGACGGUGUGGCCACUAAUUCUGGACAUGUCCAGAGAUGACUGCAAGCGAUUAUUGCGUCGCCUAGAAUUGGAGGCGUAUGCAAGUAUGGUUAGUGCUCUACGGGCGCAAGGAACAUUGACUAAAGAGAAGAAGAAGCUUUUGGCUGACGUUGCCAGCGUACUGAGCAUAUCGACAGAACGUCACAGAGCUGAGGUUCGUAGAGCAGUCAACGAUGAGAAGCUAACCACAGUAGCUGAAAGACUGAGUGGAAGCAAUAAUUCGGUGGAGUGGUCAAUAGAGGGCAGGAGACUGGUACCACUACUUCCGAGACUUGUUCCGCAAACAGCCUUCACUGAGGUAGCAAAUGAAGCUGCCGAAAAAGCUUUUACCAAAAACCUUACCAUGCCGGUACCAGCAGAUGCCUGCUGUAAAGAGGGUGCACAUGAAGUAAUUGUUGCCAUUUCAAAAUCCAGUAGGCUAGGGACUUCAUCACCAAUGGUUCUUCCACCUUUGACAGUCCUACCAAGUGGGUUAUCUGUUCCAGUAAAAGGUGGAUUUGAGCCGGAGGAUAAUGGUUCAGAGAGCUCCCUUAAACGGAAACGUUCAAAUUCCUUGAGUUCGGUAACGUCAGCGUCAAAUGAGGUCACAACAGCAGUCAGCAUCGUAACGGCAAAUGUCAAACCAACAGUAGUCAGCCAUAAAGGCACUUUGAGUUACUUAACUUCAACAGGGGCAUCUGAUGGAUCGCUAAAAAUCCCAAUUACAAAGGCUGUGGCAUCAGUGGCGCCACCCCAACCGCAUAUUGGAAAGCAAAAGGUAAUCAUUGUGUCAAGCAGUAAUUCUCCUAUAACAUCCACUAUCCUGGAGAGGUCACAGUGCUUGACCACCUCCAGAUACUCUCCCGUUAGCUCUGGUCAGAAAACUCCAGAUAUGUUCACAAGUGCUCAGUUCAAGAGUAAUGUCGCAGCAACUGUUGUUUCUACUGCAAUAACUCAAUCAGUGACCAUGACAUCCGUUGCCCAGCAGCUGAAUAAAAGCAUGGCGACAACUGUUGUGAAUAAAAGCAUGUCCACAACUGUUGUGAAUAAAAGCAUGGCCACAACUGUUGUGUCUCCAGCAAGCUCCAGAGUCUUGACAAGCGCUGUAAUGUCUGCUUCAUCAGCAUUAUUAUCAAGGCAGAAAGUGUUUGGCAAAACUAAAAUGAGUAAAGGACUUGUGCAAUCACCAUUGCCAGUUACUCUUCAGAACAAAUUGCUACCUGGACAGAAACCAACCAUAAAAAUCAAACAAGAUUCUGGUGUAAAGAUCAUAACGCAAACUAUAGGAACAUCUGGUAGCAAGGUGAUCACAAAACCACUUGCUCGUGGCUCCACAAGUGGUACUUCUGUUGUCAUGGUGACAUGUGUGCCUGCAUCAUUGACAUCAAAACCAAUCACAACAAUAUCGGGUUCUUCUGGACAGGUGCUAAUAAGUUCCGUUGGAGGAGCUAGAAUUGUGACAACUUCGCCACAAUUUGCCAAAUCCGCUGCUCAAAUCGGCAACAUUAUCACAGUGACUCCAAAGUCACUUCAGCAGGUUGUAGGCUCAAAAUCAGGGGCUUCAUCAGUAAUCAUGUCAAAGCCAUACUCCUCGACAUCCUCCACCAUAACCAAGCCAAAUGUGAUUGUGGUCCAGAAGGGGCAAGCCGCCAAGGGCCUUAGUAUCCACCGUACAAUCCCUGUUAGCAGUGAAGUCCAACGGCAGACUGUUGGUCAUGAUGUCAGCUCCUCGGUAAUCAGCAGGCCUCGGAUAUCUAUGAUUCCUAGCUCAUCAUCCAUCACGUCACCAAACAUAAUUACUUCAACGAUUCGUUUCCCAUCACCCCAGUAUUCAAAGAGUCAGGUCAUCCACAAAGGCAGUAUGCUUGAGUUGAUGGGAGCACUGAAGGGAAACAAAGAAGGAAAGAUUAAAACACAGGUUAUAAUCAGACCAAAAAGCUCAAGGUCAAUACAAGAUGGUAAAGAGUCGGUGAUAUUACAAGAUCGAGUUUUGACCUCAGAAGUGGAGAAGCUGCUAUCUGUGAAGAGAACAGUUUCUGUGUCACCAAGUACAGUGUCUAUAAAGUCUGCAGGUGCUGCAGUUGCUGAUGAUGGUGCAUCUUUCCAAUCACGGAAGUCUGCGGAUGGUUCAUCAACUGUAUUAAUAUCUGGAAACCAGCCAAACAAGGAGUGGAUUGAGUACGAUGCUACAGCCACCAACCAAUCAGCAUCCUCCGCUAUUAAGGCUCUUCUGGAGUUUCGAAGCAAACCGGGAGAGGCAGGUGAUGCUCCUCGAAGGUCACAAACUAUUGACCUCAGCAAGAUGGCCAAGGUUCCUAUGGUAACAAAGAAGGCAUUAGAUUCUGGUCCUUUAAAACUACAGCUUGUAUCUCAAGGCAAAGCAACAAAAACAAUUACAAUAACUCCACAACAAUUAUCAGCAAUUGAGUCUGAACAAGCAGCAUCCAUUAUAAAAGACAUAGCUUUUCAAACAGAGAGGAGUAGUCCAGUUGACACAACAGCUCAAAAGCAGUUACAUGAAGAAGUUGUAACCCCCCAGGCAAUAAAGGUUACACCAACACAAAUGUCAUUCGUAGAUCAAUUUGAGGAAUUCUUGGAAAAAGAGGGACUAUCUGGAGUUGUGGAUGAUACCAUCCAGGAAAGUGUCUCCAGUGGGCGGGAUCUUCUCCAGACAGCUGCAGAGCUUACUCUGCUGAAGGAGGACAUUCUAGCAUGUGAUCUCUUACCAGAAGGAACACCAGUAGCAGCAUCAGUACCAUCGACAUCAAAGACAUCCGAAUCAACUCCAGAAUCUUUUGGUACCAUUGAAAAAGAAGUUGACCCAUAUGAGUUUGACAGCAGGGAAGACUCACCAGUGGAUGCGUAUAUUGGCAAGAUCCCUUCAGGAAAGGUGCCAAUAGGUUUAGAACAUGAUCGUACGCCCUCAAGUACUCAGAUUCAGGAGUCUACAUUGACAUCCACUAGUCCUUCAGUCUGUUCAGAGUCACCCACCUGUAAGACAAGUCCAGUUGAUAAACCCUGGGAUGUUGAAUCUAAUUUAAAUACACAAUCAAAUUUACAUGUGCUGUCAUUUACCUCAUUACAUCAAGAUCCAAGAGAUGCAAAUAAGGCUGGAGCAACGCCGGUGAUGGUUGAGAAGAGUGGUCUGGAUCUUAGUCACAUGCAGAUGACAGACUUCGCUAGUCAGCGACUGGAGGAAAGCCUAGAACAAGAUGAGGUUAUGACUGACAGCACAACAUCUGUAACAGGUCAAAGUCAGGAAGAAGGUCUAUUUAGCUCCCAGAGCAGUAGUUCUGAUACAAGUUGCCUUGCAGACAGUCCAGGGAGUGUUCGUGCUAGUAAACGUAAACGCAAAGCACCCAUUGCAAUAGAUGAAGAUGCUUCACCAUCUCAGCUUCCCAGUUGGACGAGGGCAGCUCUUAAUUUACUUCAAAGAGUAUCCAGGUUCAGGGGCUCAAACAGGGGUAAAGGGGACCCCAAUGCAGCAUCAUGGUUCACAAGACCAGUGAGUGCCAUAGAAGCUCCAAAUUAUCAUAAAAUUGUUUCAAAUCCAAUGGAUUUUGGAACAAUUAAGAGGAAAUUAGAGUCUCAGGCCUAUGAUGACUUCAUUGGUUUUCAUAAUGAUAUGCUGCAAGUGAGGAUAAACUGUUCACUGUACAACCCUCCUGAACAUCAAGUACGACUUGACUGCGAAGAAGUCUUUCAGUUCUACUUAGCUGAAUAUGCUAAAGUCAUUGAAAGAUGGCAAAAGAUGCAGUUAACCGCUCCUAAGUCACCAAAACGUUUUCGUCCAGAUUCCCAUCCGAAGAGUCCUUCCAGAAUUCUAGAGUUUUAAGUUUUUGCUUCUUUAGAUGAUAGAAACAAUCAGUUUUUACAACCUUCCUAAGAAUGCAUACAUUGUUUCUUUUAUAUAUUGUAAUAUUUUUUGUUAAUACUGUAUUUAAUGAAUUAAACCUUGUUAUUCAACUCAUGUAUAAUUAUUUGUGAUUUUAAUGAAUUAGUUGUGAUAUGUUAUGCAGUCUGGUGUGCAUGUCACCACUGUUGGCUUAACUGAUCACGUGAAAUGUUUUGAUGAUGAAAUUACGUACACAUGAUCAGUAUUUGCCUACAUACGCCACUUGUGUGCAUUUUCAAAUAAUUAUUAAUCAAGCAUUUAAGACAUACUGUUCAAAACUUAAACUUCUUACUUUGUAUAAGUAAGUUAGUUAUUAGCUUUCUGUUGGAAGUGAGAAUGCGAAAUAUUUUAUGUUCUUUAUGUGCUCUGGACCAGAAAUGAAAUGGUAAUCAAUUUAAGCAUUUUAGUAAUAAAUUGUAAAAAAGUGAAAACUGAUUAGAUUUGAUCUGUGUCUCAUUGGAAGGUGGUAAUUUAAUGCUCAAAAAUUAGCUAUUGAAUGUUUUAAUUGUAGAACUUUUUAGAAUUUCCAGAUUUUAUGACAGAUCGUAUAUCUUUAAGCUACUGACAGACACUUUUAAAGGUUCGAAUAAUGAAUGAACAUAUUUAAAAAGGAUGUUAAAGAUGUACUGUACUGUAGGUCAAUUAAUCUAGAAAUUCCCCAAGUAUGAUGUCACAAAAAUUCAGUUAUGAAGGCUCUGAAUGUAUAAGAAAUUAUUUGUUUGAUAUCAGAAUUAAUACUGUAAUAUCUAACGGAAGGGUAA